This is a messenger RNA of Nannizzia gypsea CBS 118893, 2181 nucleotides long. Its product is annotated as IBR domain-containing protein. The transcript has 3 exons. The record is from RefSeq and is a predicted model, not a curated record. The coding region runs from base 1 to 2181 and encodes 726 amino acids. Gene Ontology annotation, biological process: protein polyubiquitination; ubiquitin-dependent protein catabolic process; positive regulation of proteasomal ubiquitin-dependent protein catabolic process. Gene Ontology annotation, cellular component: cytoplasm; ubiquitin ligase complex. NCBI's taxonomy places the organism in Eukaryota, Fungi, Ascomycota, Eurotiomycetes, Onygenales, Arthrodermataceae. Gene Ontology annotation, molecular function: ubiquitin conjugating enzyme binding; zinc ion binding; ubiquitin protein ligase activity.
AUGUCGGUUCCUCAGUUAACUCGCGAUCUCGAAGCUCCUCUGCAAGGUCUAGUGGACGAUGCUGACCGGCUUGCGGAGUGGCCUGAGCUGGUAGGGUUAGAGGAUCUACUGCUUGACAAUGGCCAGCUACCCUCUCACCGUGCGGAUCGGCCAUGCCCUCAGGAACUCCAUGUGUUUCCCGACGAUGUCUCUCCAGAACUUUUACAAAUUAUCAGUCAGCCGCUGGAGACAGAGCAGCCUCCGAGGUCUGCCGACCGACACAGUGGAAAUGAAGAUGGACGGUCGCAGCCACCACCAUCAUCAUAUACAGGGGAUGACCGAUCCUCACUGCCGGUUAGGACUCAGGCACCUGCAGUAAAGGAUCACACUCGCGACAACCAUCUGGAGCGAUGUCUAUCACCCGAGUCUACUGCCACAGGAGCGACAUUUAGCCGCAUGGGCCACAAAGCAACGAAAGAGACAAAGAACCUCAAACUUCGGCUUCUAGAACGCAACAAUUUUCGUGAAUGUGCAAGCUGCUUUGUCGAGCUACUCGACAAGAACCUGGUCCCUUUAAGCUGUUCACACAAAUAUUGUUUAUCAUGCUUCUCUGGCAUGAUAGAAACUGCCAUAAAUAACGAGAGCAAGUUCCCCCCAAAAUGCUGCCUCGAAGAUAUUCCUACAAAACUGAUCCUACACAAUGUGGAUUCUGUACUUCGGGAGGAAUACAAAUUAAAGGCACAAGAGUACGCUAUACCUCGGAUGAGUCGAUGGUACUGUCCUUCUCCAAACUGUGGAAAAUGGAUACCUCCUAAGAAGAUCAAACUGGGCGCUCCGACACAGAAAUGCCCAAUAUGCAAGUGGUCGAUCUGUACUGCCUGUCAAAGGACAGCCCAUCAAAACAACGAACACUGCCCGCAGGCCCCCUAUCCGGAAAGAAUAGACAGUAUCGCCUCGAAUGGCUGGAGACGUUGUUACAAGUGUCAGGCUAUGGUCGAUCUAACUGCUGACUCUGGGUCUGUGGUCUGUCACUGCGGUGCUGAAUUUUGUUGUUUCUGCGGCGCUAGAGGUGGGACUUGCGGCUGCGUUCAACCCAGCCAAUAUGGAACAAAAUCUAGAGCGGAGUCCGAUACAAUAAUGCAUCGUGAAAGGGCCCAGCUCGCUGCCAUUGUUAAGGAAAACGAGCGCAGCGAGCGACGAGAAGUUGAAGAGCGAUUGCGGAAGGAAGAUACCCAAAAACUCCCAGACGGCGACGGACAAAGGAGACAAGAUGACGGACGACGCCGAGUUCAACACGACAAAGAAAUGAAACGCCUUAUAUCCAUAGCCAACCAAAUCCAGAAGCUCCAGGGAGAGUUGGCUAAGAUUAACAAGAUCCAACAGUCUAUGAUCAUUGACAGACAUCAGGAUAGCGCACAGCAGAUCCAGGUCGCAGCUGUUUCAAAGCAAGCAGAUUUUGAUCAGACGCGAGUGAAGUUAGAAAAAGCCUAUGAAUCGAACUUUAAGCUUCGUAAAAGCGCUUUGGAGGUUCGACAAAACGCCACAAAGCUUGAACUCCGCACUCGCCAGGAGGAAGAUGAAGAUGACAAUUUUGUUCAAAUGCAACGCCAUUUAAAGGGCAAGCCAAACAGGGAGGAAAGAGAAAAGGUAAUACUUGACAAACUUAACGCGUCGCACAAGAGAGAGCAAGAUGCACUGGAUAAAAGUCAUAAGGAGGAGAUGAGCGAAUUGGAAUACCAUGGCAGCUUGGAAUCUUCGGCACUCCAAAGUGGCAUCAUGAAGAAGCUGGGGGAUUUACAGCGCGAGACAAACUUUACCCUCUACGAACUGAGUUCCACAGUAAUCUCGGAUCGCCGAUGGUUCAAGGUUGCCGUUGAAAAACGUUACGGCCUUCUCGAAGAGCAUAGGAUGUUUUUGAUUAAUGGCCCCGACGCCAUUAAGGACACGGCAACUUCUAGCAGCAGAUACUCAUCUGCAAAUAACUCUAGCCACUCAGGCACAACGUAUUCAGUUACAAGUGGCAGAGAAACACCUCAAUCACCUCUAUCACCGCCCCCAGUUUUUACUGAGUUUGGGUAUAGGCGCUCCGGGCCUGAUGCUCUCAAGACUGGAGGCGAUGUGAUUCCAGGAAGCCGAUCGAGGAGCAUGUCAAGGAACGGUCUAAGGCACGUUUCUAGCCAGUCGCAGUUUUUGUAUCGAUAA